CAAACAACUCCUCUGCCGUUGACUCCGUCCUUUAUCGACUGCCGAGAAACACAUCGACGACACAGCUGAGCUCCCGCGUCUGUCACCCAUGGCUCUCGAAUCGCGCCUCCGCCUCCCACUCGCCAGACCAGCUCCGGCCACCGCUUUUCUCUCAGGAUCCGUCUCUAAAGCCAACCACCUACCUUUCUCCCUCAAACCCGCCUCCACUUCUCUCUCCGCCGCCAAUGCGCCACCGCCCGUCGUCGUCGUUGGCUCCGCCAACGCCGACAUCUACGUCGAGGUCGACCGUCUCCCGCUCGUUGGCGAGACGGUUGCCGCGCGUGCCGGCCACAGCCUUGCGGGCGGGAAGGGCGCAAAUCAGGCCGCCUGCGGGGGGCGGCUCGCGCUGGGGCCCACCUACCUCGUGGCCCGCGUGGGGGACGACGCCAACGGGCGCCUCCUCGAGGGCGCCCUCGCGCACGCCGGCGGCGUCCGCCUCGACCGCGUCGCGCGCGCGCCCGGCGCGCCCUCGGGCCACGCCGUUGUCAUGCUCAUGCCCGACGGACAGAACUCCAUCAUCAUCGUUGGCGGCGCCAACAUGGAGGGCUGGGCCACGGCGGUCGACCCGGAGGACCUGGACCUGAUCCGUCAGGCUGGCGUACUACUGCUGCAACGGGAGAUACCCGACUGGGUCAACAUUCAGGUUGCUCAGGCUGCAAAAGGUGCGGGUGUGCCUGUUAUCUUGGAUGCAGGUGGGAUGGAUGCUCCUGUCCCCGGAGAACUACUUGGGCUGGUGGAUAUUUUUAGUCCAAAUGAAACGGAGCUAGCACGCUUGACUGGGAUGCCUACAGAGACGUUUGAACAGAUCAACCAGGCUGCAGGAGCAUGCCAUAAAAUGGGUGUCAAAGAAGUUUUGGUUAAACGUGGCUCACAAGGAUCUGCACUGUUUGUUGAGGGAGAGGACCCAAUUAGGCAGCCCAUAAUACCUGCCACAGAAGUUGUAGAUACUACUGGUGCCGGUGACACCUUCACCUCAGCUUUUGCCGUAGCUCUGGUUGAGGGAAAGCCUAAGAAAGAGUGCAUGAGAUUUGCUGCUGCUGCUGCCUCACUGUGUGUUCGAAUAAAGGGAGCCAUUCCUAGCAUGCCUGACAGGAACGCUGUGAUGAGCCUUCUGGAAUCUGCGCAAGUUGAAUAACUGCAGAAAUUCUUGAUUGCUUCACUAUAUCCAUAAUCAUCAGCAAUAAUGAUUGCUCGGGCACCCGGAACUCGAUAAGCUUGCUUCUCCGAUAGUACCCUCUUGUGCUGCCCCCAAUAAUAUGUUAAUCUUGAAAUGGAAACGCAUUUCCCGGUGCCCAUCCAGAGUUAAAAAAAGAAGGAAGGAUCCCAUGUGCGUUCAUCUUCUCUUUUCACAUAGUACCCCGUAGUGUAGCCUGUAGGUAUUGACGCGUUGUGAAUACAAUGAACAGUUUCACAUUGGCGUGGAGCUUUCAGACGGUGACUCUGAUACAAGUCAAUUCAUAAUCUUAAGCCGGCCGAUGUUAACCACU
Brachypodium distachyon (stiff brome) is the source of this 1526-nucleotide messenger RNA. RefSeq names its product ribokinase. Gene Ontology annotation, molecular function: ribokinase activity. Lineage: Eukaryota; Viridiplantae; Streptophyta; Magnoliopsida; Poales; Poaceae. The coding region runs from base 89 to 1174 and encodes 361 amino acids. The record is from RefSeq and is a predicted model, not a curated record. Gene Ontology annotation, biological process: D-ribose metabolic process. The transcript is spliced from 5 exons.